Trifolium pratense (red clover) is the source of this 4551-nucleotide messenger RNA. Its product is annotated as protein SUPPRESSOR OF MAX2 1. Bases 1101 to 4217 code for a protein of 1038 amino acids. The record is from RefSeq and is a predicted model, not a curated record. Gene Ontology annotation, molecular function: ATP hydrolysis activity; ATP binding. Lineage: Eukaryota; Viridiplantae; Streptophyta; Magnoliopsida; Fabales; Fabaceae. The transcript is spliced from 3 exons.
GAAAUCCUUGCAACCGAUAGUACUUUCAUUUCAUCCAUCAAUUCUCCGUUUUGUUUACUACAAAUUCCCGUAUCUUUCUUUCUCUUCUCUUGUGCCACAAUAAAAAAUAACCAUUUUUUUUUUUAUCUUUUAUUUUCUCGUUUUCCGCACUUCACCGUUCCGUUAAUUAAAAUAAUAUUUACCACUGUUACUGUUUUGUUAGUUAGUUAAAUAUUACUUCCUCCGUCCCAAAAUAUAAGAAUCAGUUGAUCACUGCAUGUACAUCAAUGCAUAACUUUAAUUAUGAAUAUCUUUAAUUGGCGAUUAGUAAACAUUAUAAAAGUUUGAUAUUUUGAAAACACUUGUCGAAACAAGAUCUUAUAUGAUAAUAUUUACAUUUAUAUACUUUUAAAAAAAUACGAUAAAAAAAAUAUAUAUGAAUAAUGCAUUUAAUCAAAUAAAAUAUUAUAAAAUGGGACGGAGGUAGUACUAUUUAUUACCUUCUUCGUGCGUGUGAAGUGAAUAAAAGGAAAAAGAGAAGAAGGGUAGAGUAGGGAGAAAAAAUAGAAAUAGAAAGAAAAAGAUAGAUACAUAGACCUCAGAUAAAUAAAUAGAUGAAUCCCUCAAAGGAAAGAAAAAAGAAAAAAUAGAAAGGAAAGUUAAAAAGUACUUUAGACUAGUAUUACUACUUACUACUACUAUACUUUAUUGAAUUUGUUUUUUUGUGUUUGUAAAAAGCUUGUUUUCAUUGUUUAUUGAUUUUCUCUUCCAAUUUUACCCUUGAAAAUGUUAAUUUGUCUUGUAUAUUGAAAAAGUUUUUCUUAUCUCCACACACUUAUUUCGUUUUCUCACAAGUGCCCCUAACAUAUAAUUUCUUCUUCUUCUUCUUCUUUUUUCUUCUCAUUCAUAAAGUAAAGUCAAGUUUAACUACCCCAGAAAGAAACACAACUUUCUCUCUUAAUAUAAAACAUUCAUUUCAGAUUCUCUCUUCUCAUAUCUUAUUCAAUUCAAAAGCUCAAUUUUAUUUUAAGAUCAAAAUCUCUAAAUAAGUUCUAAUUGAUUUUUGAAACAAUUUUUUCAUUCUGAAUUAUUUAUAGAGUUGAAGAAAUUCCUCCAGUGAAAUGAGAGCUGGGUUAAGUACAAUCCAACAAACCCUAACGCCGGAGGCGGCGAGUGUUUUAAAUCAUUCAAUCGCCGAAGCUGGCCGGCGUAAUCACGGCCAAACAACGCCACUUCAUGUGGCGGCGACGUUAUUAGCCUCACCGUCAGGUUAUCUCCGUCAAGCAUGUAUAAAAUCGCAUCCAAAUUCAUCUCAUCCUCUUCAGUGUAGAGCUUUGGAAUUAUGUUUCAGCGUCGCGUUAGAACGGUUACCGACGUCGCAAAACGCGAGUCCAACGGCGGCGAUGGAACCGCCAAUUUCUAAUGCGUUGAUGGCGGCUCUUAAACGAGCUCAGGCUCAUCAACGACGUGGUUAUCCUGAACAACAACAACAACCACUUCUCGCCGUUAAAGUUGAAUUGGAACAACUCAUCAUAUCGAUUCUUGAUGAUCCAAGUGUUAGUAGGGUGAUGAGAGAAGCUAGUUUUUCUAGCCCCGCCGUUAAAGCGACGAUUGAGCAGUCGUUGAAUUCUGUUCCACCUCCGGUUGUUAAUUCGAAUCCGAUUGGAUUGGGAUUUCGACCGGGGAUGGUUACUCCCGGAGCUGCUCCGACGAGGAAUUUGUAUAUGAAUCCGAGGUUGCAACAACAGGGGAGUGUAGUUCAAUCGGGAACACAAAAGGGUGAUGAAGUUAAACGUGUUGUGGAAAUAUUGAUGAGAACGAAGAAGAGAAAUCCGGUUUUGGUUGGUGAAUCGGAACCUGAAGCUGCUAUUAGAGAAGUGUUGAAGAAGAUUGAGAAUAAGGAAUUAGGGGAGGGUGCUUUUAGCAAUGCACAUGUUGUUAAUUUGGAGAAGGAGCUUCCUUCAGAUAGAGCUCAGAUACCUGGAAAGAUUAAAGAAUUAGGGGAUUUGAUUGAAUCUCGGUUGGGGAAUUCGGGUUCCGGUGGUGGUGUGUUUAUUAAUUUGGGUGAUUUGAAAUGGUUGGUGGAGCAACCUGUUGGAUUUGGUUUAGGGAAUAUGCAGCAACAGGCGCUUGCAGAGGCCGGGCGUGCUGCGGUGACGGAGAUGGGAAGAUUGGUUGCAAAAUUUGGGGAGGGUGGUGUUGGUAAGCUUUGGUUAUUGGGUACUGCUACUUGUGAGACUUAUUUGAGAUGUCAGGUUUAUCAUCCUUCCAUGGAAAAUGAUUGGGAUCUUCAAGCAGUGCCAAUUACCACAAGAUCACCUCUACCUGGAAUGUUUCCAAGGCUUGGGACCAAUGGAAUUCUUGGCACAACACUUGAGUCUUUGUCCCCAUUAAAGACCUUGCCGACUAUGACAAUCAAUCCACUGAGGCGUACCUCAGAGAAUGUUGAUCCUGCAGCAGCAGCUUCAACUUGUUGCCCACAGUGUAUGCGGAACUGCGAGCAAGAAGUAGCUGAUAUGUUGAAAGAAACUGAGAAAUCUGAUACUGAACUCAAAUCAGAUGCAACUCGACCGCCCCUUCCACAAUGGUUGCAGAAUGCUAAAACUAACAAUGAUAAUGCUAAAGUAAUGGAUCAGGCUCAGAGCAAUAGCCAAGAAGGGAAUGUAAAGAAGAGGACUCAAGAAAUACAAAAGAAAUGGAACGAUUCCUGCUUGAACUUACAUCCUAAAUUUCAUCAGCAAAAUGUGAGCACAGAGAGGAUUGCUCCAACUCCUUUUUCAAUGACGAACCUAUAUAAUGUGAAUUUGUUGGGGCGUCAAUUUCAACCCAAAGUACUUCCAAAUAAGAAUUUGGGAUGCUCUCUUCAAUUGAGCUCGAAUCCAAUACCUAUCCAGCAAUCAGAACACACAGCGAGCCCACGGCAAAGUACAGUGACCACUGAGCUGGUUCUUGGGCAAACCAAGCCAUCUGAUACCAUUCCAGAAGAGACGCAGAGAGAACGCAUUAAUGAUUUUUUGAGUUCCCUGUCUUCUGAGUCCCAAGACAAGUUUGAUGAAUUACAGAACAAAAAAUUACUUGAUGCCGACUCUUUCAAGAGGCUACUCAAAAGUCUGACAGAGAAGGUAUGGUGGCAGCACGAUGCAGCAUCCGCAGUAGCCUCCACAGUGACUCAGUGUAAAUUAGGUAACGGUAAAAGACGGUCAAAGGGUGACACGUGGCUAUUGUUCACAGGUCCUGACAGAAUUGGCAUGAAAAAAAUGGUAGCAGCACUUUCUGAACUGGUAUCAGGAUCCAAUCCAAUAGUAAUCUCCCUUGCACAGCGACGUGGGGAUGGUGACUCAGAUGCCAAUCACUUCCGUGGAAAAACAGUUCUUGAUCGCAUAGUAGAGACCAUCCGAAGGAACCCACAUUCUGUCAUCAUGCUUGAGGACAUCGAUGAAGCCAACACCCUUCUUCGUGGGAAUAUCAAACGAGCCAUGGAGCAAGGACGACUUCCUGAUUCUCAUGGCCGUGAAAUCAGUCUCGGUAAUGUCAUGUUUAUCCUCACUUCAAGUUGGUUGCCCGAGGACCUCAGUUACCUGUCCAAUGGCACUCUAUUAGAUGAAGAAAAACUUGCAAAUUUAGCGAGUGGGAGUUGGCAACUGCGGCUAUCAGUGACCAAGAAGGUAUCAAAACGCAGACCCAGUUGGUUAUCCAAUGAAGACAGGUCUUUGAAGCCUAGAAAGGAAUUGAAUUUAGGUUUAUCAUUUGAUCUUAAUGAAACCGCUGAUGUAGAAGAAGACAGGGCAGAUGGAUCAAAUAAUUCCAGUGACUUCACAGUGGACCAUGAAGACAACAAUCACAAUGGAGGGUCUCCCCCAAAACCCCGCGAGCUGCUGGAUUCGGUCGAUGAUGCCAUUGUCUUCAAGCCAUUGAAUUUCGAUCUUAUUCGUCGCAAUUUCUCUGCAAGCAUCGCAAAAAGAUUCUCUGCCAUAGUUGGAAAUGGGAUCUCAAUUGAAGUACAAGAGGAUGCUCUUGACAAGAUCACAAGCGGAGUGUGGUUAGGCCAAACCACAAUAGAUGAAUGGAUGGAAAAGGUGUUGGUUCCUUCCUUCCACCAGUUGAACAAAAACUUCAAUUCAACCAACUAUGACGACAAUGAGUCUUCGCUGCUGGUUAGGCUCGAAGAUGACGGCUACUCCGAUCGCCGAAGCUCACAAGAGUUGCUACCUUCUAGUGUGAGAGUCGCCGUGGAGUAGUAGUGUAAUAGUGUUGAGUAUCAAAUAUUGAAUAGUGAUUAUUGUUAAUACACAAUGGGCAUGAGUGGUAAUAUCCGUUUUUGUUGAUUAUAGAAAUGUAAAUAGAUGUCUUUGGAAGACAAAGUCAAAGACCCUUUGUAGAAUCGAGAAAAACCGUUAGAGGUGGAACAAGGGUCGGUAUGUGUCAUUUUUUCACCUUAGAAAAAGAUUAUUUAUUUUUUAUCUUAUAAAGCUUUAUAUUGUUUUUCUCCUGUAACCAUAGAUAUAUUUAUUUAUUAUCAAUUAAAUGGAGGAUGAUUAUCAAAUAUUAAUAAUAUUGAGCAUUGUUCCUUCA